AUGCUGUACGGUGGUUCUGGGAGCUACGGACUAGGUCCUUGGCCUGCAAAUCCUCCAAAAGGCACUGUCACGAGUACAGUGACCCCUGCAUCGAGGACAAGAGAUAGUGUUCAUGUAACCAAAACCUGCGACGGUCAACGCUAUCCACAGGCCUGUGCAAAUAUUCGAUCGGCAGCAACUUGGUACGGGUUGCGAACCCUUGCAUGUCCCGAUCAGGUCGUUCCGUACAACCGAGAUCGAGAGGGACCGGAAGAAUGGUCUAGCUCGCACCAUAAGGAGUGGAAAUCAUGGAUUACCUCAAGUGUCUGGGCUCCCUAUGCUGGAAUGAUGAAGGAUAGCAGAUGUCAGGCAGAUGAGUGGCCACCCUUCAACAUUUGGGGAUCGCGAAACAAGGGCAAUGCUGGUAUCAUAAUUCGAUACCUCCCGGGAGGAGAGAACGGAGGUCUGAACAUACCACAGCCCUCACUUGACGAUUAUUCCAAAAGCUGCGCUAAUCAACCACUAGGUGUUGCAAACGAUCCCGGAUCGAAGAUUAGAGUCGAGCUAGAUUGUGGGGCAAUCCCGCCUCCUGUAACAACUAGCACAUCCACCAUUAGAACAUACGUCGGACUAUUCACAGAUACUGUUUGGGUCCAAGAGCAUCUCACCUCUACUGUCACGUCAAUUGUCAUGGAUUGGAAGAGCAUACCCGUCGUUGCAGGCGAUCCUGAUCUUCUGACAGCCAACGAUUGCUGGCCUCGAACACUGUAUCCGGACGCCGAGCCUGGGUUUGCUCUGCUGGCAGACGACGGCUAUUAUUUUCGGGAAGGCAUACCCUUUUUUGCAUAUCGCUACACAACGGCUCCUGCGGCUUCUGUAACGGGUAUGGUAGCUCUCCAUCCUUGA
Messenger RNA from Aspergillus fumigatus Af293, 885 nucleotides. The record is from RefSeq and is a predicted model, not a curated record. Lineage: Eukaryota; Fungi; Ascomycota; Eurotiomycetes; Eurotiales; Aspergillaceae.